AGGUCCAGAUCCUGCCAUCAUUCGAGUUCGGUUCCAUUUCUCCCUCUGUCUCUCUUUCUCUCUCGCUCGCUCUCGUUUUCGAAUUUGCCCGAGGUCUGUCGCGAUGCCUGCCAUCGGGAAGGCUCCGAAGCCGGCCGAGGAGAAGAGGCCCCGAGCCCCGAAGGUCGCGAAGGAGAAAAAGGCCAAGGUCUCCAAGCCUACUUCCCCGUCCCAUCCCCCUUAUUUCCAGAUGAUCAAAGAAGCGCUUUUGGCAUUGAACGAGAAGACUGGGUCGAGCCCCUACGCUAUCGCCAAGUUCAUGGAGGAGAAGCACAAGGGGGUCCUCCCGGCGAACUACAAGAAGAUGCUGGCGAUCCAGUUGAAGAACUUCGCCGGCAAGGGGAAGCUCGUGAAGGUCAAGGCCUCGUUCAAGCUGUCCGAGGCCGCGAAGAAGGAUGAAAAGCCGGCGAAGAAGGAGAAGAAGCCGGCCAAGGCGCAGAAGCCCAAGGAGGCGUCUUCUGGUGCUACCAAGCGCAAUGCUCCGUCCGCUGUUGCUGCAGCGAAGAGGAAGAAGCCUGCGGCCUCUUCCAAGGCUCCCAAGUCCCCCAAGAAGGUAGCAGGAGUUAAGAAGCCAAAGAAGGCGGCUCCGGCGAAGCCCAAGCAACCCAAAUCCAUUAAAUCCCCUGCUGCGAAGAAGUCUAGGAAGACCGCUGCCUGAUGCUUCUAGUUUUUGAUAUAUUGUAAAAAUUUUGGACUUAAUUCUUCUGCUGUCGGUCUCUGUAAAUCUCGCCUGCUAUAUAUCUUUUCCCUUAUGAAUGAAAUAUAAGCAGUGCUUCCCUCCUCUCCUA
Phoenix dactylifera (date palm) is the source of this 827-nucleotide messenger RNA. RefSeq lists its product as uncharacterized. Gene Ontology annotation, biological process: negative regulation of DNA recombination; nucleosome assembly; chromosome condensation. NCBI's taxonomy places the organism in Eukaryota, Viridiplantae, Streptophyta, Magnoliopsida, Arecales, Arecaceae. The record is from RefSeq and is a predicted model, not a curated record. Gene Ontology annotation, molecular function: nucleosomal DNA binding; double-stranded DNA binding; structural constituent of chromatin. Gene Ontology annotation, cellular component: nucleosome; nucleus.